AUGAGCACACAACUGGGCUUGGGGUGGGGAUGGGUGCUAUGUAAAAAUUUAUUGAGUCACCACAGGCCUUUCCUUCCCCAUGUCCAGCAUCCCUACCUGCCAACAUCCUGUAUUAAAGAAGAACUUCUGGCCAGAGGUGUGACUGUGGAGACCUGGCUGGGGAGGGACACUGCUCAGCUGCUGCUCUGCUCCUGUCUCCUGUCCCCUCCCCCGGCCAUGACAGAGACCCGUGAGCCAGCUGAGACUGGGGGCUAUGCCAGUUUGGAAGAAGACGAUGAAGACCUUUCCCCAGGCCCGGAACAUUCCUCCGAUUCAGAAUACACUCUCUCCGAGCCCGACUCUGAAGAGGAAGAAGAUGAGGAGGAGGAGGAAGAGGAGACCACUGAUGAUCCCGAAUAUGAUCCUGGCUACAAGGUGAAGCAGCGCCUUGGGGGAGGCCGGGGGGCCCCAUCCCGCCGGGCCCCCCGUGCAGCCCAGCCCCCAGGCCCCCCGGCCCAGCCCUGCCAGCUCUGUGGCCGCUCACCCUUUGGGGAGGCCCCGCCAGGAACCCCACCUUGCCGGCUCUGCUGCCCUGCUACAGCCCCCCAGGAAGCACCGGCUCCUGAAGGCAGGGCUCUUGGGGAGGAAGAGGAGGAGCUGCCUCGGGCUGGGGAGGGCCGACCAGCUGGGCGGGGGGGGGAGGGGGGGGAGGAGGAGGAGGAGGAGGAGGGCACCUACCACUGUACGGAGUGCGAGGAUUCCUUCGACAGCCUGGGGGAGCUGCAUGGGCACUUCAUGCUGCAUGCGCGGGGUGAGGUGUAGGCAGCCCUGGGAACUUGGCAGAAAGGGUGGGGUGGGAGGAGGGGCUGAGGAAAUUGGGGUGGUCACGGUGGUCCUGGGGCUGGGGUCCUGCCAAUCUGUGUUGUCUUAGCAGUAGAUAUGUGAAGGCCAGAAUAAAAGUCAAAUUCUGUG
Carlito syrichta (Philippine tarsier) is the source of this 951-nucleotide messenger RNA. It is a transcript of the gene ZNF428, whose product is annotated as zinc finger protein 428. The transcript has 2 exons. The coding region runs from base 1 to 801 and encodes 266 amino acids. Lineage: Eukaryota; Metazoa; Chordata; Mammalia; Primates; Tarsiidae. The record is from RefSeq and is a predicted model, not a curated record.